Molecule: messenger RNA, 2000 nt
Organism: Cicer arietinum (chickpea)
Lineage: Eukaryota; Viridiplantae; Streptophyta; Magnoliopsida; Fabales; Fabaceae
Product: myb family transcription factor EFM
Biological process (GO): regulation of DNA-templated transcription
Molecular function (GO): DNA binding; DNA-binding transcription factor activity
Source: RefSeq, a predicted model, not a curated record
CGAGGAUCCGAAAGUGACUCACAAAACCUCCGUCAUCGUUGCUUUCUAUUUCUUAACUCUCUCCUUCUGCAGAAUCUCCGCAUUCCCAAUUUUCCCUUCACAUCUAUCUCUCUAUCUAUCUAACCCACUUUCCCUUUUUCCCUUCAUUUUUAUUUUAUUCGAUUCCAUUCCCACAAUAAUAAUAUUAAUUAAUAUCCUCACAUUUUAUUUCUUUAUAUAAAUCCCAUCGCAUCUUCUACUUACUAUUUCUCUUCUUCUUCUUCUUCUUCUUCUUCUUCUUCUUCUUCCUUCCCCUGUAACCCCCAAAACAACAUUCAAUGGGUUCUCUUCCUUCCGAACUUACUUUAGAUUUAAGACCAACUUUUCUUCCCAAAACCAUCUCCGAUUUCCUCUUAGACCUUUCCUCCAUUCAACCUACCUCCGAUAAACUCUCUAAACUCCACGAUUUUCUCUCCCGAUUAGAAGACGAACUCAAAAAGAUCGACGCUUUCAAACGCGAACUCCCUCUAUGCAUGUUCCUCUUAAACGACGCAAUUUUAGUUUUGAAGGAGGAAUUGGAAAAAUGCAGAGUUCAGAAUUCUUUACCAGUUUUGGAAGAGUUUAUUCCUUUGAAGAAAGAGAUUGAUCAGAGUGAGGAAAAUAAUAAUGACGACGAUGAUAACAACAACAAUGAAUGCAGAGAUAAGAUGAAUUGGAUGAGUUCUGUUCAGUUAUGGAACAACAACAACACAACUACUAAUAAUAAUGCAUCUGAUCAAAAACAUAAUCAUAAUAAAUUAGAAACCAAGAAAAUGGAAGAGGAAGAGCAAUCUGUGACUGUAGCCGAGGAGCCUAUUUUUCAACCUUGUAGUAGUAAUAGGAAUGGAGGAAGUGCUUUUAUGCCUUUCUCAACAUACUCUUCUGUCCCUGUGACAACAGUGACAUUAGCAGCACCUAAACAAGAGAAGGAAGACACUGUUAUAAAUAGAUUAUCACUUUUGACCCCUGGUAUGAAAAGUUUGAGGGAAGGGUUUGGUUCGAGGGGAUCGAGAGGCAGCUCUAGCAGGGCAGUUUCCUCCUCUCCUCCGACUGUGCAUCCGAGUUUGCGAGCCGGGCCGCUUCAGCCGCAGCAGACUUCUAGGAAACAGAGGAGAUGUUGGUCGCCUGAAUUGCACCGGCGAUUUGUCAGUGCGUUGCAGAAGCUUGGUGGUUCUCAAGCAACGCCAAAGCAAAUUAGAGAACUCAUGCAAGUUGAUGGCCUAACCAACGAUGAAGUGAAGAGCCAUUUGCAAGUGAGUUUUCGAAAUACCGGCUUCAUACACGGAGAGGUCCGGCCUCAAGUAGUAAUCAGUCUGUUGUAGUUCUUGGAGGUUUGUGGAUGUCUCAAGAACAAUACAACGAAUCUUCGAAAGGUAGCAGUUCUGCAUCCGGUUCUCCACAAAGUCCCCUUCAUUUAGCUACAGGAUCCCGGGGAGGAACAUCCCCAACUGAGGAUGAUAGCUUGGAAGAUGAUGAAGAUGCAAAAUCUGAGAAUUAUAGCUGGAAAAGUCAUAUUCAAAGACCUGGAAAAGUUGGUGUAUAGGAUGUACACUCUACCAUGAAUUUUGCAGAUAAAAGUAUACAUGGGAGGAGUAAUUUACUACUACAUUGAGAAUAAUAAUAAUAAAAAUAAGAAUAUAAUAAUAAUACAUGAUACAUAGAAGAGGGUAAAACGAAGAGAGGCUAUUGAAUUUUUUGAAGGUUUAUCUUGCCUUUUAUACUUGAGUUUUGAUUUGAGACUCUGAAUUAAAAUCUUAAUUAAUCCUCCAUUCCACGAUAAGAACACAGAUAGUUUUUCCUUAUAAUUCUUUCAUUUCUUUUUGUUACAACCCAGAAGAAAUAUUAUCAGUCCAGUGUUUAGACAUGUUUCUGCAUGUUUUGGUGGAUAUUGGACCUAUUUGCUGGAUUAUUUAUUUCCUUAUGUUAUUAUUUACACAAAAUAAACCACUUCAUAAACUUCAGAGAUGUCUUAUCAUGAUUAA